AUGUUCAUCGAAUCACUGCAUUCGGGCUCGCCGAAGCCAAGAAAAACAUCCAGAAAAAAAAAGGAAAAAGUGCUCGCCAACCUGGCGUUCCAACACAUCUAUUUGCUAUACCAAUGGGCCGAUUGUGAUGUUGCAAUAUAUGUGACUCGGAACACGUUUGGAAAGAUGUCCGGGAACAAUUCGGAACCCGUCCACUCGAAGUUGUGGGCCCACAUAUCGACACCAAGUCACACUUUACGAUAUGCAAUUCAAGUCGUCGCUUUGGGCAAGAAGGAU
Messenger RNA from Mesorhabditis spiculigera, 276 nucleotides. NCBI's taxonomy places the organism in Eukaryota, Metazoa, Nematoda, Chromadorea, Rhabditida, Rhabditidae. The record is from the annotation of a GenBank genome assembly.